AUGCACGCAUACAUCGGCGAAUUAGCGCCUAGUAAUAAGCCCUCGCCGACCCAAGAGCGCGGCGACUUCGAAAACGGCGCACAUGUGGAAGGAGGAACCGGGCACCGUACGCGAGUGGCAUGGAGUGAUGACGAGUUAGGUGGCUCGAGUGUGCCCACGCCCGUGUCGGGCGAGAGCGUGCCAAUAGGAACAGGCGGCCUCGGCCCCCCAACUACUGCGCCUAUUUGUGGGACCCGUACUGAUCGGCGUUCGUACGCGGCCGCAGUGGCUGACUCCUUCCUUGACGGAGAUAGUCAGUAUCCAGUGGCUACAGAACGGGGUGCACAGGGGAAAGGACCGCGGGUCGGGUCCUCUCCUAUCGCGGGAGCUUUUUCCUGUGACGUUGUGGCUCGAUCUCGAAAUAUCGGGUCGGCGUAUGAGCCUCACUUGUUGGUGUCUGCGGGCUCGGGACCGGUGAGAGCUGCAACAGAGCAGGGAAGGGCCGACACGGUAGACGGGCAGGGUCCGGGACUUUUCGCUGACUCCAAUGAGGAUGGGAGUCAGUGCUCAUCUGCUGACCACACCCGGGUGCUGGUGCGGGCGGCUACGAGAGUGUGGACCGACAGAUCAGACGAUGAUCUCCGUUCGAUGAUUCCGCUUGAAGAGGAGGCUCUAGCGGCAUGGAUGAUGGGGGCUAUCAUGCUCCAGUCUCCGCCUGGAUUUUUGAUGUGCACGCACCCGAGGGCUACGCGAGUUGUAAUGCUUGAUUUUUUCGAAGAGUACCUGGAAGGGAAGGUCAUUGCGAUUGUCCCUCCGUACGUGCGCAUGCCUCAGUACAUCGCCGAGAAAACGUUGCUACUCCAGCUCUUGGAACGCAGUGAGGGGCAGACGGAGUCCGAUGUCAUGAGUCGGGAAUUGGUCAAGGGCGCCAAGCGGACCAGUUACGAUGCCAAAACGAGGCGACUGACUUUCAUUAUGCCGGAUCAAGCGGCAGCAGCAAGCUGGCAUGCAAAUGAUUUUGUUUCGCGGAAAGCGUCUUAA
Molecule: messenger RNA, 1020 nt
Organism: Peronospora matthiolae
Lineage: Eukaryota; Oomycota; Peronosporomycetes; Peronosporales; Peronosporaceae
Source: the annotation of a GenBank genome assembly